AUGUCUUCCAUCAACAAGUCAUCUUCCACAGGAUCUUCUUCUUCUACAGCCACUCAUGCUCCUCCGUGUCUACGAAUCAUGCUCACUGGAGUUGUUCCCACUCCUCUUCUAGGAAAAUCCGUUUCGUUUGAACUCUCCAACCACACGUCCCGAGAGUUGAUCUCCCUCACCAUUUCUCAGUUUAAAUUACGAAUUUUAGAUCAAUUAUUGAUUGACAUAGAAACUGAGGAAGAAGAAAGAAAUAGUAAUAAUAAUAGUAAUAGUAAUAACAAUAAUAGUAAUAAUAAUACUAACAACAAUAGCAAGCAAAAUGCAUCGUCAUCAUCGGAUCAUCAUCUCCGUCAUCAUCACUCCAACUCGGAGACAUCAUCACCCUCUCAAAAAGUCAAACUCUUCAUUUCUCAAGCCAAGAUAUUUGGAUUUAAAUUAAUCAAAAUGGGAUUCGUGAUGGAAGACUCUCAACAUUUAAUUAAAUAUUUGAAAAAUUCCAAUGUAACGGGAGGAGACCAAUCCGAAUUACCUACAACCACAACAUUGCAUGCCGUGUUUCAAGAUUACAAUUCCAUGAUUCAGGACGGACUAGAGCAAGUCGAUGUCUAUGGAAAUCUCAAAGAAAAGCAAGGAUUACAGGCCUUGUUGAGCCAGAGCAGUGAAGAUGCAGCUCCAUUUCAUGCAGGAGAAAUAUCUGCAUCUACUUCUCGAAAUGGUUUCCUUUCAUGUUGUCAAAUUUUAUAA
Molecule: messenger RNA, 735 nt
Organism: Naegleria lovaniensis
Lineage: Eukaryota; Heterolobosea; Eutetramitea; Acrasida; Naegleriidae
Exons: 1
Coding region: 1-735 (244 amino acids)
Source: RefSeq, a predicted model, not a curated record